AUGGCAGAGCCACCACUCUUAUCAAAGCCCGUGGAUGGAGAAACAUUAUAUGUCUACUUGGCUGUCUCUGAGAAAGCACUGAGUGCGGUCUUGGUUCGUGAGGAUCGAAAAAUCCAGAAACCCGUCUACAAUGUUAGUAAGAUUUUUCAUGGAGCGGAGCUCAACUAUUCUGUGAUUGAGAAGUUUGCCUUAGCCGUGAUUACAGCUUCAAUAAAGCUGAGGCCUUACUUCCAGGCUCACAAAAUUGAAGUCUUGACAGACCAGCCCCUUAGGAACAUAAUGCAUAGCCCGAAGGCUAGUGGGAGAUUAAUCAAAUGGGCAGUAGAGCUUGGGGAAUUUGAAAUUCAAUACAAACCACGGGUGGCAAUCAAGGCUCAAGCUCUAGCUGACUUCCUCGUUGAAUGCACCAUUGACAACAAGGAAGUCGGAGGGCAGGAGAGUAUGGUAAAGAAACCCAAAGAAGAGGAGAAACCUAAAGAUGGGGCAGGGCUGGUGCUCCGAAGCCCGGAUGGCUUCACAGUCGAGUACGCGAUCAAGUUAGACUUCCCAACUACCAACAAUGAAGCUGAGUAUGAGGCCCUUAUAGCUGGAUUGGGAUUGGCGAGAACCCUGAGGGUUAAAAACCUGAAAGUAUGUGGGGAUUCAAGACUUGUGGUGUCACAGGUUAAUGGAGAAUUUGAGGCACGAGAAGAAACAAUGCUGAAAUACUUAAGGAUUGUGAAAGCCCAGAUGACGCAAUUUAAAGAAUGUUUGGUAGAACAUAUACCUAGGGAAGAGAAUACAAAGGCUGAUGCCUUAUCCCAGUUUGCAUCCUCAGAGAAUGAGGUGUGCUCGGGAAGUGUUUACUAUCAGGUUUUGAAAACCCCAAGUAUCAAUGCCAAGCUGGUAGCCCCAAUUGACACGGGGGCCACUUGGAUCGAUGAGGUCAAAACGUAUCUCGAGACUGGACAUCUACCACCUGAUGCUGGGGAAGCACGAAAACUACAAGUAAGAGCUUUAAAGUAUGCACUCAUUGAAGGGAUUCUCUAUAAGAAAUCUUGUGUUAUACCUUAUUUGAAGUGUUUAAGGCCGGAUGAGGCCCGGGAAGCCCUGAAAGAGGUCCAUGAAGGAAUCUGUGGCCAGCACCUAGGCGGGAGAGCCUUGGCUCACAAAAUUACUCGUCUUGGGUUCUUUUGGCCAAAUAUGCUGAAGGAUGCGAAGGAUUAUGUUAAGAGAUGA
Daucus carota subsp. sativus is the source of this 1218-nucleotide messenger RNA. RefSeq lists its product as uncharacterized. NCBI's taxonomy places the organism in Eukaryota, Viridiplantae, Streptophyta, Magnoliopsida, Apiales, Apiaceae. The record is from RefSeq and is a predicted model, not a curated record. Bases 1 to 1218 code for a protein of 405 amino acids. Gene Ontology annotation, molecular function: RNA-DNA hybrid ribonuclease activity; nucleic acid binding. The transcript is spliced from 2 exons.